AUAUUCUAUGCGAAGCAACAAAAUUCUAUAGUCAGCAACUGAUACUUUUACCGCAUCGAUUUUUCAAGCCGGUCUCCACAGAGCUUCGUAAUGACAACAAAGCGUUACUAUGGUUCGCGACAAUCCCGGACAGAUCGCAACAGUAGGGUUAUCGGUUAGUUGUGAGGUUGAACGUUAGAAGUUAAACAUGCUGAAAGGAAUUUUGAUGCAUCCGUUAGUUUCCUAUUGCGAGUAUUUGAAUAAAGAGAACUCGUAUGUGUACGAAAUUGAGUCGGUCGUCAGAUUGAUGAGACGAUUGAAUCGAUGUGACAGAAGUUAAAAUGACACGCCGAAAUCGAGAUUCUCACGAGCAAAGAUCCAUGGAAAUCGCUAAAUCGUUCGAGCGAAACGACAGUGAGAAUGAUGCCGUUGCUGUUCGUGCCGCGGACAAUGAUAGCUAUGCAAAAGGUGGUAGCGCGUCAUUGCAGAAGCGAUGGACUAGCUCAGAAGAUUCAAGCCGACUGUACAGCCAAGAAACUAAGACAAAUUUUCUUCGACGACAACGCAACACCGAAGAUACAGAGACCGAGUCUUCGGACAUUAGGAGUAACGAUCAGGCUCGUAAAAUCGAGAAGCACUUACGCGGGAAGGUCUGUUACUCCGACGUUCGCGCGAGCGAAGACAGGAUCGCUUCAAAGUCGCUGGGAAGAAGGAGGAAGCGCAGUAAACAAACCGAAAGACGGAGACUCGGUGAACGAUCUCGCACGGUAAAUGACAAUUAUCGCACUCGAAUCGACAACCGAUCAUCCCCUAGACGUCAUAGCGGAGAAAGUAGCAUUACCGAUAAAUCGCAAAGAAAGAAGAAAAACGUUAGUCGAGCGGACAACGAGGUACCCAUCACGGAGAUCUUGAAGAAGGCUGAGGAAAAUGCACGCACAAAGUACGUGGAGCCUGUACCGCUUCCGGAAUUGACUACGGACACGAUUUAUAUUCAAGGCAAGAAUGGCUUUAGCGCCGUGAAAAUUGGCGGGUUGAGACGUGCUUUGGAAAAUGAUACGACGCGUGCAACAAAAGGCGGGGUGGCAAGCGAAGAAGGCCGCGAUAUCACAAAGAUUCGAACGCACACGCUGAUAAGAGUAGCAAUUACGGUCCAGAACUUUUGGAAAUCUACUGGACGUGUUUUUCAGGGUCUCUUAGGCGGAAUGGCGCUUCUGCAUCUUGUAAUGAUGCACGUUUUCUUCAAUACUUCGAUGGAGUUCAUGUCCAAUUAUUCGAUUUUUUCCGAAAUAUACACAAAUAUGUUUUCUUUCUUAAUAACUGUCUGCGUCAUCUCCAUUUUCGACAAAUUCGAUCUAAUGCGGCUUGGUACAGAUCAUCUACGUGAAAUUUACACGGAUCAUGCGAGAUCUGUAAUUGCAAUUCCUCUUUAUCUAGCGACGUUUAGUCUUCAUCAGGCAUCGUCGAGGGUCGACGAUCAGUUGGCUUUGACGCACUAUUGUAAUAUCAACGAGACCAUAUGGUUGAAUACUACGACGCUGGAAAUCUUUCUGAACGAAUUAGACGGUUGGCAGAAAAUAAUGUUGUCAAAAGAUAUUCUUGCGGUGCUUGCUUGGCUUUUCGCUGCUCUUGGAACGCAUGACGACAUGUUACUGAUGCAUCUCAAAUCGAUGGAGAAGUACGCGAAUAACGUGCAGUCUCCCAGAUGACAAUUGAGGAAUGGAGAAAAUUGUCAAACGAUAGCGUUUUUCUGCGCGAUCGGAGGGAUCAAUUUUUGCAAAAUGCUGAAAAAAGGAACACAUCAGACAAUAAUCAUAUAUCUUUCGUAUACUUCGUUAUGUGCUGCAGAGUUUAUCUCUCAAUUCGAUUUAUAUAUUGCACUGCAUUCUGGAUAUAAAAGGAUUCACCGUAUAUUUUCAGGAUUGGUAUACGAAGGAAGGUACGAUUUAAACAUUUAUUUGUAACAGAAUAGCGUUUGAUAUGUACAAUAUGUAUAAAGUUUGCCUAAAUGCUAAUUGAUAAUAUAUAUAAUAUAUGUAUAUGUAUACAUAAUAUAUAGCAAAGAGGACAAUAAUAUUAAGAAGAAAAUAAUAUAUGAUGUGUUGGUACAAUAGUAAAAUAUGUCCGGAAACUUUUCUCGAGCACAACAUCGACGGAAUCUGCAAUUGCAAAAAGGAGCGUAAUUAUCGUCGACGUGUCUUUGGCGGAAAAUACAAAAUUGCAACGAAUUUGAAGUCCGAUAUAACUUGAAGAUCACGUCGACUUUGUUCUCGUAGCUUACAAUUGCCGAUCCGAGGCGGCGUGUGUUCUCGUUGUACAAGAAAGAAAGCGUUCAUUAUAUAAAUAAUGUGCGAAGGCUUGUACUCGUUUGCGAAGCAACGGAUAAAUAUAUACAUGCCGCGCGCGUAAAAUUUA
Odontomachus brunneus is the source of this 2391-nucleotide messenger RNA. RefSeq lists its product as uncharacterized. Gene Ontology annotation, cellular component: ciliary transition zone. The transcript has 6 exons. The record is from RefSeq and is a predicted model, not a curated record. Gene Ontology annotation, biological process: cilium assembly. NCBI's taxonomy places the organism in Eukaryota, Metazoa, Arthropoda, Insecta, Hymenoptera, Formicidae. Bases 321 to 1685 code for a protein of 454 amino acids.